AUGAGCGCCUCGGCGGCCCCCGUCAGGCUCAUGCCCGGCGGGCACCCGGAGCAGGCGGCCGCCUGCGCCUCAGCCGCGGGCUCGGCGCCCGACCGGGGCAGCCCCGCCGCCGCUGUGCCCGCCGGCCCCGCUGCCGCCCCGGCGCGUCCCGCGGGCACCCCGGUGGUGCGGGGGGCCGCUCCCGGCGUCCCGCGGCCGGUGGCGCCCAAGGGGCCGCCCGCGGCCACCCUCCAGUUGCCGGCCAACUUGCAGCUGCCCCCAGGAACUGUUCUUAUCAGAAGCAGUAAUGGCCACCUAAUGCUGGUAUCUCAACAGUCAAUAGGACAAGCACAGAACCAGACACAAAACAACACAAGUGUGAGACCAUCUGUGCCAACCAGCACACCUGCAAUCAGAAUAUGUGCUGUGCAGAAUUCUGGCACACAGUUAGUAAAGAAAAUAGCAGCUGCUCCUGUGAAAACAUUAUCUCAAACAACAAAUGCUGUGGUUUCUACUGUUCAGACACCUGCUGUAAUACAGCCAGCAGCUGCAACAGCUAGUGUUACUACAGUUACUGCUGUAAAGCCUUUGAGUACUGGAACACCUGUAAAACUUCCAGUUACAGGACCACCUGCACAAGCUAUCUCCCAAAAGGCAGUCUCUGUGAAAGCAGAGGGCACAACAGUAGCACAGACCAGCGCUUCUACAGAGAUGCUAGAGAAUGUGAAGAAAUGCAAGAAUUUUCUUGCUGCACUAGUAAAAUUGGCAUCUAGCGGACCUCAAGCCCCUGAGAUGGGGCAGAAUGUGAAGAAUCUGGUGCAAAACCUACUGGAAGCAAAAAUUGAACCAGAAGAAUUUACAAAAAAGUUGUACACAGAGCUUAAGUCAUCUCCACAACCAUAUUUAGUUCCUUUCCUCAAGAAAAGCGUGCUUGCCUUACGGCAACUAAUGCCUGAUCCUCAGAGCUUUAUCCAACAGUGUAUGGAGCAGCCAGCUCCAACCCAAGAAGAAGUUUCCACUUGUCCCUCUGCAGCACCACCUCCUUCGACAGGAGUGGCCACCUCGGCUGUAGCAACAACUGCUCUUCCAGCUAUAAAACCCUCAUCUGCAGCGGUCACAGCCCCUGUAGUUGUCACACCAGUCCUUGCCAGCACAUCAGCAGCAGCUCCUCUGCAGGCUGUGAAGGCUGUUCCUUCCCCUGCUGCGGGGACAGUGGCUCUGGGGCCUGCAGCUUCCAUCCUCACCACAGCUGUGGUGUCGUCUGGGCUGACCACUGUCCAGCCUGGCAAGCCAGUCCUCACCUCUGCGGUGCCAGCGCCCUCUCUGCAGGCUGCAAAGCCAGUGCUGGUCUCUACAGUGGCAUGUUCAGCAACAACCCCUCUCCAGCCUCUGAAACCAGUCAUUGGAACCCCAGUUGGUAUUAAAAUCUCGCAGCCCAGCUCCAUUGUGGCGCGGCCAGCAGGUACUCAGCAGGUGGUUAAAGUAAAGCAACUGGUAGUUCAGCAACCAUCAGGAGCCAUUGUCAAGCAAGUAUCCACGCUCCCACAGCCCUCAGUGCUCACCCUACAGACAUCUGCUGAGAAGAAAAUGCCACUGAAUACACUUGUUCAAACCAGCCAGUUUCCUGCAGGUUCCAUUCUGAAACAAAUUACGUUGCCAAGAAAUAAAAUUCUGUCGCUUCAAGCAUCUCCUGUUCAAAAAGUGAAAAUAAAAGAGAAUGGAGCAACAUCCUUCAGAGAUGAAGAUGACCUAAAUGAUGUGACUUCUAUGGCUGGGGUUAAUCUCAGUGAGGAGAAUGCCUGCAUUUUGGCAGCAAACUCUGAGCUCAUUGGCACAGUGAUUCACUCUUGUGCAGAUGAACCAUUUCUGUCUCUGGAAGCUCUUCAGAGUAAGAUCUUGAACAUAGGUAAAAGGCAUGACAUUAUGGAACUUAACUCUGAUGUUGUGAACUUGAUCUCCCACGCUACACAGGAAAGAUUACGAGGGCUCCUGGAAAAACUAACUGUAAUUGCUCGGCACAGAGUAUCAACCCACAAGGGGAGUGAUAAGUACAUCGUAUGUAGUGACACCAGAGCACAACUGAGAUUUCUUGAGAAGCUCGAUCACCUAGAAAAGCAGAGAAAAGAUGAAGAGGAACGUGAAAUGUUGCUUCGAGCAGCCAAGAGCCGUUCCAAUAAAGAAGAUCCAGAGCAACUGCGGUUAAAGCAGAAAGCGAAAGAGAUGCAGCAGCUGGAAUUAGCACAGAUGCAACAAAGGGAAGCCAACCUCACAGCUUUGGCAGCCAUUGGACCAAGGAAGAAAAGACCAUUGGAUUCAUUGAACAUUGGAUCUGGGCUCGAGGGUUUGAAAAGCAAUGGAAUUGCCGGAUCAUCAGGUUUUAGCCUUACGAAGCAGAUGCUCUGUCCACGAGUAACCCGUGUCUGUCUCAGGGACUUGAUAUUCUGCAUGGAACAAGAGAGGGAGAUGAAGCAUUCUCUACGCUUGUACCGUGCCCUUCUGAAGUGAUUUGAAUCUUGCAUUUCACCCUGCUGUCUACUGCCAAAGAUAACACUGAAGCAUUGUUGCACUGUCUUGAAAUUCCAGUUUCUGGAAUAUGAUCCGUUGUAAGGAUAACUCUUGUUUACAGAUAAACAUUUUUAUUAAAUACCUAACUUAGCACCUGUAAGGUUUUUAAUAAUACUUGGCUUAAAUCUGUCUGUAAACCAGUGAAAACACUGAGCUGCACACAUAUGCACCUAUCUGCUUGCAUUGAACUGUCUUACAAGCUCUGAGGGCUUGAUAAGUGUCCCUAGUUUAUGUAUGCCACUUGUUUCAGUACUCCAGAGUCUCCAACAUCUGUUCUAUGUGUAGUGCCACCUUCCAACCCCAUCUUAUUUAGGGAAACAAAUAUCAUUAUAAUGGCACAGCAUAGCAUGGCAACUGUAUUUAAUCAUGAACCAGCAGUCAGUAAACAUGCUAAUGUAUUGCUUGUGUGACUCAACAUCUUCUUAAAUUUUCUGUGUUUAGAAUUACUACUGGAUGCUCACUUGUGGAGAUCAAAUAGCAAGUAAAAGGAAUGAGGGAUCCUUUGUACCCCACACUUUGCCUCAAUUGCCUUCAGCCUUUCCUCUGAGAAGGUGACUGAGGGAAGGAGGACAAAUCAGUCGUUGUGAUUGAAGUACAUCACACAGUGUAGUUAGGGCAUACUUAGAUGGUCGUGGAAAAUUUGGAGUUACUAAAAAUAAAAGGAAUAAAAAAUCCUAAAAAGGGAGGGUAAACAGAAAAAACAGUUUAUCUUUCUGUGAAUACAAAAAAA
This is a messenger RNA of Camarhynchus parvulus, 3274 nucleotides long. RefSeq names its product TATA-box binding protein associated factor 4b (gene TAF4B). Gene Ontology annotation, biological process: transcription initiation at RNA polymerase II promoter; DNA-templated transcription. The record is from RefSeq and is a predicted model, not a curated record. Gene Ontology annotation, cellular component: transcription factor TFIID complex. The transcript is spliced from 15 exons. Bases 1 to 2484 code for a protein of 827 amino acids. Gene Ontology annotation, molecular function: DNA binding; RNA polymerase II general transcription initiation factor activity; protein heterodimerization activity. Lineage: Eukaryota; Metazoa; Chordata; Aves; Passeriformes; Thraupidae.